This is a messenger RNA of Mus pahari (shrew mouse), 4660 nucleotides long. It is a transcript of the gene Cfap97, whose product is annotated as cilia and flagella associated protein 97. NCBI's taxonomy places the organism in Eukaryota, Metazoa, Chordata, Mammalia, Rodentia, Muridae. The coding region runs from base 147 to 1781 and encodes 544 amino acids. Gene Ontology annotation, biological process: spermatogenesis. The record is from RefSeq and is a predicted model, not a curated record. The transcript is spliced from 5 exons.
GCGGCCACGGUUCGCAGGUGAGCGGCGCUCGGGCUUCCGCAUCCGGUCGGUGUCCAGCGGGCGAGACGCCCUCCCCUACGUUCGGGGUCCGUUUCCCCGGUUCGGUGCCCGACGGAGGCGAGCACCCGGGAUAUACUUUUGGCAUCAUGGAUCGGUUUGGAGAUAUCUCAGAAGGUGAAGUAGACCAUUCUUUCUUUGACAGUGAUUUUGAAGAUGCAAAGAAAUGUGAAAGUAAUUCCAUUUUUGACAAGCAAAAUGAUGAUGACCUUAAGGAAGGAAUAAAUAAGGACACCAAAAAUGUAAACUUGAAAUUUGGAAUACAAAAUGAUGACCUUAAGGAGAAAAUAGAUAAUAACACAGAAAAUGUGAACUUGAAACUUGGGAUACAAACAAAGGAAAAUUACCUUACUCAGAAAGGAAAUGAAAGAAAAGCAAACUUUUCUUCAAAGGAGCAACAUAUAGAAAAUGAUCCUACACAAACAAGAAGUUCCUCAGUGUUGACUUCUUCAAGAUCAAAAAAAUCGUGUGAUGCUACAAAAGGACAUAAAUUAAACUUGCCCGUUCCAAAUAGAAUUCCUAAAAUUGUGAAAGGUGAGGAUGAUUACUACACAGAUGGGGAGGAAAGCAGCGACGAUGGGAAGAAGUACGUGAGGUCUAAGUCAGCUAAGCCCUCUAGUAACUUAAAAAAAAACGUGAGUAAGAAGUAUUCCAAAAUCAGUUCCUCCUCCUCUUUGUCUUCCUCAUCUUCAAGAUCAAACUCAGACUGCUCAGAUAUGGGAUCUGACAGGCAAAAUAAAUCUGAUUCACACUCAUCAGGGAAAUGUGUUUCUAGUGUAACCCCCUCGUCACCAAAACAGAGGUGUAAGUCAGGAAGAAAAUCAAGUGCACAGCCUUCCAGUACUAAAAAAACUGGUGACUAUCAUGAAUCUGAAGACAAUAUAACAGAUGUAACUCCUUUGUCAACGCCAGAUAUCAGCCCUGCCCAGUCGCUUGAGUUGGGCCAAUCACAUGAUCAAAAAGUAAAAGUUAAAAAACAAGAAAAUGUGAGCCGAGAUGUAUAUGAGGAUGUGGAGGCUUUAAAGAAUGAUUCAAGAUGUCCGAAAUCAGCCAAAAGAAAAGAAAAGCAUGGACAGAAUUUUGCUCCCAAAUCAUCAGUGUUAGAUGCAAAUCUAGACCGUAGAUCCAAACAAAAAGUCUUACAUGACACAAUGGACCUUAAUCAUCUGUUGAAAGCUUUCCUGCAAUUAGAUAAAAAGGGACCACAGAAACAUCACUUUGAGCAGCCUUCAAUAAUACCUAGGAAAAACUACUCCUUCACAAGAGAAGAGGUGAGGCAGAUUGACCGGGAAAAUCAGAGGCUUUUGAAAGAACUGUCAAGACAGGCUGAAAAACCAGGAAACAAAAGUACAAUUUCCGGAAGAUCGAUCGGCCAUCCCCCUAAGUUGUAUCAUAGUGCUCUCAACAGACAGAGGGAACAACAAAGGAUUGAAAGAGAAAAUAUGGCUUUAUUGAAACGGCUUGAAGCUGUGAAGCCAACAGUUGGCAUGAAACGCUCUGAACAGCUGAUGGACUACCAUCGGAAUAUGAGUUACCUCAAUCCUUCACCGUCCGUCCGACGAGUGAGAUCUACUCUUGGCCAUUAUAGCCCACUGAGAGGAGCUUCCAGGACAUCCAGUGCGACCAGUGGUCUCAGCUGUAAGACUGACCCAUCAGUGUUGGACACAUCCAGUGGCUUUUUGCUAAGACGGAAACCCCCGAAUGUUCGUACUGCUUGGUUGUAAAACCUUUUUUUAUGAUAUACAUUGUUCAUCUGUUUGUCCUAUUUUAACAAUGUAUUUUUCUGUACUACUAUAACUAUUUGCAAACAUCUGUAAUACUUUUUUUCAACAAUUUAUACAACAAUGAGUAUAAUUUAUUGUUAUUCAGUGCAAAUUGUUAUCAAAAGACACUUUGAUGUAAAAUCAGUGUUUCAUGUGGUGGCAUAUUUAUAGGAGCUGUAUGUCUAUUUAAUAGAGAGAGGUGUUACACGUGACUAUUUCUUCAAUAUAGAAACUCAGUUGUGUUGACAAAACAGCAGUGGUGACAAUCUGUGUGGAAGCCAAGACACUCACUAUAUGGCUCUUAAUCUAUAUGAUUUUCAGUUUUUGUAAGUGCUAAACAAGGAGCUUACCUUGUAAACUUAAGUACCUCGUGCUUCUGUCUGCUUUAGAUUGUCUGUAACUCGAGUCAUCACUUGCUUAUGUGAGUGUUACACUCCUUAUGAGAAGGCUUUGAAAUUUGUCUCCAUGGAGAAGCUGACUUAGAUUUGAGGAGGAGGUGAGGAGCUUGUACUGGUGCAGUUCUUGAUUCACCGAAGACGCUUCUCCUAAAGAGUCCGAGUAUCCAUCCAGUCCGUCUCACACUGUGAAUAACAGGGGUUCACUUCAGAAGCUUCUGUCUCGGUUUUUUAUGCAGUCUAGUAAAAUACUCUUAAGGAUUCUGAGGCAAGAGGUAGGCUUGUGAGUUAUGACUGGUUUGUAUCUAGAUCAUUUGCAUAAUAAACAAAAGCAAGUAUUUGUAGGAUCAGUGAGCAACACUCCCAGCUUGAAGAAGCGCAUACCUAGGGUAUGUUACAGCGGUGUUGGGAAUGACACUGGUAGUCACUAUGUGUGCCGUCAUUGUGUAUUUAUUGUAGUAAUAGAAGGCUUAGAGUAAGGAAGAAAUGCUCUAGAGAAACCAAAUAUAAACAAGAAAGAAACUAAUUGCACAUUGGUUAAAGCUGUUGCCUUGAUGCUAGGGAAUUCCCUUGCUUUUGUUUGGCUGAACCCUAGAAGCAUCAUCCUUACCAGCCUCACAUUUUAAGGUCUGUUAAUCCUCAUGGAAUUGCUAGUGACACAUAGGUGUGAAACAGUUGACUAUGAAAAGUGGAAUAGUUUCCUGUCAACCUAGAGGCUGUUCUUUUUUAGAGCAAAACGUGUGAUAUUUCAUACUCAUAACCUUUUCAUUGCUGGUCUUGUCAGCAUAUCUUUAGUAGAUAUAUAUGUUUCAUAUUCAAUGACACGUUUUUCUUAAAAUAUGAGUUUUGCCUAGCUACAGAGAGAUGUGUCUGGUGUCGGUGCCCCAGCACUAUAGCAUGUGUGCCACACCUGCUCCACCUUCCUUAUCAGGGAGGCAGACUGUACUUAACAAACACCAGGGCAUGCAUUGCUGGUCUUACUUUAAUAGACAAUGUUUCAGAUAGAGCAAUGAAGGGAAGAAAUGGUGAGGCCAAAAAUAAUGUUGAGCACAUAUAGCACACACACGAACACACACACACACAAACAUACACACAAACACAAACAUAUACAAAAUGGGUCGGAACACAACAUGACUGAUGGUUCCCUGCUGCUUUUGUAGGGCUGUAACAUUCUUCAGCAAUUUAUCUCUUUGUUCUAGUGAACAAGAUUCUAUACAUGCUUUAUAUACCUCUUAGCUGUACAAACAAAGGAUUUAUAUUAUCUUAGUUUUUAACACUGCACUUUUAAUAUUUUUGUAACAACUUAAAUUUAAAAUGCAGCAUUUUGGCAUUUGCCCAGUAGUGAAUUAAUCACUUGAAAGCAGAUUUUGUGGUGGAAAUAAAUGUAUAUAUGUAAAACCUUUUAUGUUCACAGUGGCAUUAGCCUAUGAGUACAUUUUAUUUGGUCUCUCCAGGUUUCAUAGAUAAAGCUAGAAUUUGAUUUUAAAUGCUAAUUUAUAUCUUAGUUUUUACUAUUUGGAAGAAGCUUAUCUAAGUAUUACUGAUAACAAGGAUUCAACUUCAAAUAAAGGACAACCAUCUUUUAAAAACAACUUAGCAUGUUAUGUCAUAGGUGCAUAGAUAUGGUGACUGUAGAGAUGGGCAGGGAUUACAAAUUUAGCACUCGGUUUUGGAAGUCAAGGUACCGUAAGGUAGGAUUAGGAAGCAUUUGCAGUGGAGCAGUCGUGAGUACAUUAAUCUCUUCAGCCUCACCAACACAAGUCUGUCGGGUGAGUAGCACUGUUGCAUGGUUGGCUGACUGGUCCUUACCACACAUACUUGGAAGAUCCGCAUCUGUAGCUAGACAGCGUGCAGGUCUGCUGGUUAGUAGACAGAUCUGAGAACUGUUUUCAUCUCUAUUAAAUGUUAUCUCCUUUUCUAGUAAGUUUUUGUGAAAGAUUUCAGAAUAUUAAAGUGACUUCUUAAGGAGUAGCUACUACCUCACCCUCCUCGUCUUUCAGUCUCCAUCCACACCCACUCUCACAGCUAUUCAGUCACCCUGUGCUUUGCUUGUAAAGUAACACCAUGCAGUUGUGCUCAACCCAAGUAUCAAAACGGGCUACGCGGCUUUGAAAGGUGAUUGUGAUAGGUCUGCUUCUCAUCUGCAGAUACAGUGCAGCAACUCCAAAGUAUUAAGAUUACAGUAAAGCUGAAGACGCGCCUUUGCCCUGGUUAGCAACGCAAAACCUGUAUCAUCAUAAAUGCCAAAGCCUUAGUGUGUAAAUGUCUGUACACCAUCACAGCGAAUGAGCUCACUGCUAAUGGCCGAGUUGCUUAUUUUCAUGAAUAAAGAUUAGCAAGAAACUUUUAAACCAUCUUUUUAAAAAAAUGAUCUAGUUUGUCAUAUUUUAGGCAUGAAGAACUAGCUUGGCCUACUGAAAAAAUAAAAGAUUUAAAGAAAACCAA